Mesitornis unicolor (brown roatelo) is the source of this 423-nucleotide messenger RNA. RefSeq names its product protein S100-A7-like. Lineage: Eukaryota; Metazoa; Chordata; Aves; Mesitornithiformes; Mesitornithidae. The record is from RefSeq and is a predicted model, not a curated record. The coding region runs from base 1 to 423 and encodes 140 amino acids. Gene Ontology annotation, molecular function: calcium ion binding. The transcript is spliced from 2 exons.
AUGAAAACCGACCUCGAGCUCGCCUUGGAGUGCAUCGUCAACCUCUACCACAAGUACGCCCUCAAGUACCCCCUGGAUGAUUACCUGAGCAAGCCCGAGUUCUCGCAGAUGUUGAAGGAGACAGCCAAGCCCUUCCUCCAAAGCACUUUGCCGCCCAAAACGUCCAUCGAUGACUACAUCAGCCAGCUGUUCAGCAAAGCAGAUCACAACCACGAUGGCCGCCUGAAGUUCACCGAGUUCCUGUCCACGCUGAGUCUCGUGUUCAUUGAUGGCCACAAUAGAUCCCACCAGCCUAUUGGUGACCAUGGCCACGACCACGGCCAUGACGACCACGGCCAUGACGACCACGGCCACCACCAUGACCAUGACCAUGGCCACCACCACCACCACGACCAUGACCAUGACCACGGUCCCAGAAAAUGA